UCAGGAUGUGAUGGUAUGUUCCGGUCAUUUAAUAGCACUCUCAGAACGCUAAUGCUGGCAUUCUGUGAAUGGUAGUGUAUGGCAGGUGUAAUCAUAAACACUGCAUGAUAUGACACAUCACUGGAUUUGCUGACGCAUUACCUGGCUUAAGGUCCACUCCAUAGAGCUGGCCUAUCGCUGUCAUUGCGUCAUCCAUCCAACACAGGAUAACAAGGACUCAGAAUGUUCAACACAAAGAGGUUGAAGAAAAAGUCCCAGUCAGUGGACAUCCCUGAUGAGGGUUAUGCCGGUUCAUUCGUCAAAGACCUGCUGGCGUCGCCCAUCAUACAGAAUAUGACCAGAACAGCCAUAAGAGAAGAAAAGGAGAUCAAUACCAGCAACAUCCAGAAGGCUCGUAGUCCUCGACGUGGAGAGCUCAAGCGAGGUUAUACCUUAGACACCGGGCAGAAAAAGAGUGCGCUGGAGAGGAAAGAUGUUCGGAGGAUAUCCUUCCAGAGGCCCAAAGGCACCAUGGAGUAUGUGGUGGAGUCCCGGGACACACUCAACAGCAUUGCGUUGAAGUUUGACACGACUCCUAACGAGCUCGUCCAGCUCAACAAACUCUUCUCUCGCGCUGUGGUCCCUGGCAAGGUUCUGUAUGUCCCUGACCCAGAAUACAUCUCCAGUGCGGACAGCUCGCCCUCCCUCAGUCCCAUCAGCCCCCUCUCCCCCACCUCUUCAGAGGCUGAUCUGGAGAAGGCCACCACAGACUCAGAUGAUGUCCACCGGAGACACAGUACCCAUGGCCUGGGUCACGGGCCUCCUCGACCAGCCAGAGUGGUGUCGUCCACCUCCGAGGAGGAAGAGGCACUUACAGAAAAGUUCCUUAAAAUGAACUGCAAAUACAUCACAGAUGGCAAGGGUAUAGUAAGUGGUGUUUUGCUGGUAACCCCGAACAACGUCAUGUUUGACCCUCAUAAGUCAGACCGGCUGGUGCAGGAGCGAGGAUGUGAGGAGUACGGGAUCAUGUGCCCGCUGGAAGAGGUGCAGUCUGCAGCCAUGUGCAGGGAGAUCACCGACAUCAGGGUCCGAGAGCUUGUGCCACCAGAUCUAGAGCUUGAGCCUUCAGUACCUGAGGUAAGCCAUCUCAAGAGAACGCCACGUCCUAAUGCAGGCGAUACGGCACACCGAAUCCGUGAGACGGGCAAUGACAGUGCCAGUACGGCCCCUCGUAGCACGGAAGCUUCUCUAUCCGAAGACGUUUUUACUGAGUCAGAACUUUCUCCAGUCCGUGAUGAUGCCCUCGCAACAUCUUCUGACGAGCUGCAGCAGAUAAAGUCCUCUGGUGCGUCUUCUGAAUCGGUGCAAACCAUCAACCAGGCCGCCACAACCACUGAAGAACCUUUAAUGUCUGACCAAAAGGAUGUAAAAGAAGCUGUACAAAAUGCAGGAACUGAGGGAAGAGGAUGGAGGGAUAGUGGCAUUGAGCAGAGUCUGAAUACCUCAGAUUUAUACAAUGAGGUGCUGUCUGAGAACGUUCUGGAGAAUGUGAUGAGGGACCAACCUGCAGAUGAGGUCAAAUCACGCACCACAUCUGAGUCGCUUUGUUCGGACACUGUGGCUGUUGAGGAUUUUGCAAAAGCCCUUGAGUCACAGAAGAGUACUGAAGCUCAGACUAUGCAAUCGACCAGUGAUAUGAAGGAAGGAGAACAAAGGAUGCCCGGUGACUUCACACCAACCUAUGAGCUUGGAGCAGAUGAGGGACAGAGUGCAGAGGAAGUUGUGCCGGGGUCCGAAGGCAAGCAGAAGUCCAAGUUGCACAAGUUCCUGUGCCUGCGUGUUGGCAGGGCCAUGCGGAAGACCUUUGUUUCCCAUGCCAGUGCCUCCAUGUUGCAGUACGCCCAAAGAGACAGGAAGCACGAGUACUGGUUCGCAGUUCCUUCUGAGAGGUCAGACCACCUGUAUGCGUUCUUUGUCCAGUGGACCCCUGAUGUGUACGGGGAAGGGCUGGGCGGAGUGACCCGGGAGCCUGGGUUUGUAGUGGUUAAAAAGAACCAGGAUGCUGAAAGUGGGGAGCACGACAAACCAGUGCCUGAUAUCACAUUCAAGGACUGGGAGGUAGUUUCUGUGAGUGAGUACUACCGACGGAUAGAUGCGCUAAAGAGUGAGGACCUGCGCUCGCUCUGCAAACGUCUUCAGAUCACAACCAAGGAAGAGGUGAACGCCAAACACGUGGUGAAGAGUGACCCAGACCCCGAAUCAUUCAGACCCAGUCUGAAUGAGCCCAGUGACCUGCUGCAACCCGAUCAGAUCGAGAAGCUGGCCAAGCACCUCCCACCCAGGACAAUCGGAUAUCCCUGGUCCCUGGCAUUCAGCACGUCCAAACACGGCAUGAGCAUCAAGAGCCUGUAUCGCACCAUGCAGGGCCAGGACUCCCCAGUUCUCAUGGUGAUCAAGGACAGCGAUGGACAGCUGUUUGGAGCUCUCGCUUCAGAGCCAUUUAAAGUCAGUGAUGGCUUCUAUGGCACCGGAGAGACCUUCGUUUUCAGCUUCUGUCCAGAAUUAGAGGUUUUCAAGUGGACUGGUGACAAUAUGUUCUUCAUCAAAGGAGAUCCGGAUUCCUUAGCUUUUGGUGGUGGAGGAGGUGAAUUUGGCCUGUGGUUGGAUGGCGACCUCUAUCAUGGCAGAACUCACUCGUGUAAGACCUUUGGAAAUCCAAUGCUCUCGAAAACAGAGGACUUCUAUGUGCAGGACAUUGAAAUAUGGUCCUUUGAAUAACACCCCCCUUCCCCCCACCUCACGGACUCGGUACAAAUUACAAAGGGGUUACGAGGCCACAACACUAGACCCCUAUAAAGAUUGUACACCCUCCACUUGGCUCCUAAGAAGCCCUGAUAGAGGCAGAGCAGAUAUACAGUGUACAUUGCACUUAAUUUCUGGAAACGGUCAGCAUGGGUGGGUCUUCCUCACUGGUGUCCCAAUGAAAGUUUCAUAUGAACACAUAUUAUUUACCCAUUUGCAGCCUGAGGUCCUCUAGACUUGAGGAUUAGGAAGGGCGCUAAUGGUUGUUCUAGAAUGUUUCCUUAAGAAAUGUAGCUCCAGACCUUGCCAGGAGUCAUAAAACAUUGGGGUUUAAGUCCUACUACCUUCAUCACCUGUAGCAUUGCAUCCAUUUCAAGCACUUCUCCAAUAUCUUAGCUCAAAACCCCUGUUAUUAAAAUGUCUCGUCUGUGCACUCACACAGGCUCUAUAUAACCAAACACCACUACUUAAUGUAAUAUUCAGUACCGUGUUGCUGUAAAAAUGUGGUGUAACAUGCAAAUUAACGUGUGGUGCCCUUUUCAUAUCAAUAUGCUUUCCUGUAAAUCCUUUGUUCUGUCUGGGAGUGCUGUAGUUAUGCCAGCAGAAACGUGUACAUCUUUUAGGAAGCCUUUCUGGGGGGCGGGGCAUCUGAAGGAAUAUAUAUACAUAUAUAAAUACAUAUAGCAAUUAUAUAUUUAUACCUUUACUAGUGUACUGUGUACAUAACUACUUCCCAUAUUGCUGUUAAGUGUGACAGUGAUAUGGUUUGCGCUACUGUCCUUGAAGUAUAAUCUCAGUUGUACAUUUUCUUGUAAAUUUGUUCCAAUAAAUAAAUUUCUGUAUGCACACGACAUUAACGCUAAUCCAAUGUUAAAGUGGAGUUGUUGGCGGGGAGUUUUCAUCAGGUAACCAGUCUCUUGAGACUGGCUCUUCUCGUCAGUGGUAACCUGGGAGCCAUAUAUAAGGUGACCUGGGCGUUGGAGGGUGAUGAAAUGACUGGUGCAAGCAGAGCCAGCCUCCUGGGCUUAUGGAUGACUGCUGUCAGUGAUAAUGAGAAAGCCUGUUACUGCAAUAUUUACAAAGAGUCACACAAAGAGGCACCUCGACACACAAGUUGCAGAAAAACACAGGAAAUUGAUGGGGAAAUGGCUCUUUUAGCAGUAUUAUGAUUUGAAGUUUAAGCGGAGAGAUGCCAAUUUCUCAUUGUGGCCAGCUGAAAACAUGCCCAAACAUUUGACCCGACUGUGCGCGUCUGUUGUCAGAGCAGGCUUUGUGCUGUGAAGGUCUGAUGCUCUCUGCAUGACGUGGGAUUGUAGAGCUGAAGGACUCGGACGCCCCUCCGGGGCCACCUGCACAUUUCUGGUCUUUCAGUAUUUGAUGGCCGUGUGGAAGCUCAAAGAAAUGUCAUUAAUCCCCUCAAAGAUCCCUGACGGAUUAUGUAUCAAUGUAUUAAUCACAAUAAAGUCUAUGUAAUAAUGGUG
Messenger RNA from Megalobrama amblycephala (Wuchang bream), 4262 nucleotides. RefSeq names its product oxidation resistance 1b (gene oxr1b). The coding region runs from base 223 to 2757 and encodes 844 amino acids. NCBI's taxonomy places the organism in Eukaryota, Metazoa, Chordata, Actinopteri, Cypriniformes, Xenocyprididae. Gene Ontology annotation, cellular component: nucleus. Gene Ontology annotation, biological process: response to oxidative stress. The transcript is spliced from 17 exons. The record is from RefSeq and is a predicted model, not a curated record.